UAUAUAAGAGACGAUCACACUCUCAAAGGGUAACAUUUGGUCGAGUCUCAUUGCUGGAGUCACAGGACUUUCACAAUGCGGUGUCUGCUUUCAGCUUAUCUUCUGCCACUGAUUCUGCAUUCAUGCACCGGUGCAGACUGGUGCUACCAGACGCAAGUGAGCUGUGAUUCCCACUGUAAAGGACCAGAUCAAUGGAGUAAAGUCAAUGCAGACUGUGGGAAAAACAGACAGUCACCAAUCAACAUAGUGACGAAGAAAACCAAACUGGACGAGCGACUGACGCCUUUCAAAUUCACCGGCUAUCAGAGCGUAUUCGACAGCACCAUGAAGAACAACGGCCACUCGGUUCAGGUCAGUAUACCCAUCACAGCCACAGUGUCUGGAGGAAACCUGGAAGAAACGUACAAGGCCGUGCAGUUUCACCUCCACUGGGGCACCGACGGAGGUCCUGGAUCUGAACACACCAUUGAUGGAGAGCAGUAUCCCAUGGAACUGCAUAUUGUGCACAUGAAACAAAGAUACAACAGACUUGAAGAUGCUCUCAGAGAUCCUUCAGGAGUCGCGGUGCUGGGAUUCUUCUAUGAGGAGUCAAGCAGCUCAAACAGGAAGUAUGAUCUCUUCACACACGGCCUGCGCAGCAUCCAGAAUACAAAUGGAAACACGACGCUUCGUAAGGUCUCUCUGAAUCAACUCAUUCCGCCUGAAUCCAACAUGACUAACUAUUACCGGUACGACGGAUCACUAACCACACCGGGUUGCACAGAGGCUGUGGUGUGGACGGUGUUUGAAAACCCCAUUCCCCUCGACAGAGAACAGCUUCGGGCCUUUUCCACCCUGAAGUUCCAUGAUGGGAAACCAAUGGUGGGAACGUUCAGACCCGUUCAGCCGCGUAACGGACGUGUGGUUUACCGAUCCAGCAGCGCAGCGAUCGCCGCCAGCGCCGUCCUGAUUCUGGCCUCCAUCUGCGCAGCGUUCGGCCUGUCCCGUCCAAACUAGUGCAAGACUGACUCGUUACCGGCACACAAUCGACACAAUGAGUUCUCAUCCAAUCAACGGACCAACAGAAUACAACCACAAACGAGACGUUUCUACAGGACACUAGAGUAGUUAGUGUAGAAAUCUGUCGACUGCAUGACCAGUAGACGUGUGUUCAUAGCUAUCAAUAGGAGCUGGACUAAAGCUGCUCGAACCCUCUGUGAAGGUCUGGCAGGGAAUAAAUGCAUGACCUUUAUCUGUUAUAGACACCUGCCAAAACACACACACCGGCUAUAUUUACAGAGGCUUUCAUGUGCUGGACAUGUACAUUAAUAACACACACAACGAUGAUCAGCACUCUACUGGUGAAAGGUCACAGAGGUCAAGGGUGAAAAGGUCACAGAGCGCGAGAACAGAUCAGAAUGAAACGCAGAUAUAGCAAACACACAAAUACACACAUUAAUUGUGUUGACACUUUCAUGGUGUGUUUCACACCAAAUUCAAUCAAAAAGGGAAUCGAGUUAUUUAAUUAAGAAUCGAGAAUUUUAUUUGACAUAUGUAGGUGUAUAUAUAAGCAUAUACACUGUAUGAUAUUAUUUAUAAUAAUUUAGACAUUUAUUUAUAUAUGUACUGCUGCUGCUCAAAUCUGGGAUCAGUAAGACUUGUAAUGGUUUUUAAAGAAGAUUCUUAUGCUGCAUUUAUUUGAUCAAAAAUACAAAAAAACAGCAAUACUGCAAAAUGUUUUUUACAAUAUAAAACAAUGGUUUUUAUUUGAAUAUACUUUAAAAUAUAAUUUAUUGCUGUGUUGCAAUGCUGAAUUUUCAUCAGCAGUUACUCCAGUCUUAAGUGUCACAUGAUCCUUCAGAAAUCAUUCUAAUAUGCUGAAUAAAUGAAUACUUUUAUUCACCCAGGAUGUGUUAAAUUAAUAAAAAGUGAUAGCAUAGAUUUACAUUGUUAGAAAAUAUUUAUAUUUUGAAUAAAUGCUGUUCUUUUUAACUUGUUAUUCAUCACAGGUUUCAAAAGAAAAAAUAUUUGGCAGCACAACUGUUUCCAACAUUGAUCAUUUUAAUAAUAAAUCAGCAUAUUAGAAUGAUUUCUGAAGGAUCAUGUGACACUUAAGACUGGAGUAACAGCUGAUGAAAAUUCAGCCUUGCGUCACAAGAAUAAAUUAUAUUUUAAAGUAUAUUAAAAUAAAACCCAUUGUUUUAUAUUGUAACAACAUUUUGCAAUAUUACUGUUUUUUUCUAUAUUUUUGAUCAAAUAAAUGCACCUUUGAUGAGCAUAAGACACUUCUUUAAAAAACAUUACAAGUCUUACUGAUCCCAAACUUUGAGCGGCAGUAUAAAAAUGAGCCGAGUGAGUGAACUAAAGAAAAAAAAAAAAAGGGGGAACCAAGUGCAUUGGCAUUUCUAAGUUUAACCCAGACAUGCAUUGCUUCAUAGACACAUAAAAACCUUUGCUAGUCAGUAAAGACAGUCAAAAUGAAAGUGAUGAGUUCUCUGUGACGAGAAAUUAACUACAAUUUCACAACACUUACAGGCUGUGGCAUGAUAUUUACACACAUCUGGACUUGCUGUAGACGUCUGAAGUCAUGCAUCUUGCGUACAAACGUAUACUGUAUAUCAGUGAGUUUUAGUUUGAGUCUGUUGUGAGGACACAUGAUUUGUGUUUUAUAAACUUUGAGGGUCUCAGGCGCACUAAACGUGAUGCAUUGAUGCUCUCGCUGGAGAAAAUGAAUAUGAAGAUUAGUAUUUGCUGUAAGGGCCGUUCAGACUCAACAAACAGGGAAACGUGCAACUUCUGUACUGCUGACGCACAUCGAUAUUAUCUUUAUAUGUUUAUCAUUUUUCUACACAUGUAUGUAUGUUUGUUUAUCUAAGCGCUGUUGUUUAUGUGUAUUAUUGUUCAAA
Messenger RNA from Labeo rohita (rohu), 2885 nucleotides. It is a transcript of the gene ca4a, whose product is annotated as carbonic anhydrase IV a. NCBI's taxonomy places the organism in Eukaryota, Metazoa, Chordata, Actinopteri, Cypriniformes, Cyprinidae. The transcript is spliced from 8 exons. Gene Ontology annotation, molecular function: zinc ion binding; carbonate dehydratase activity. The record is from RefSeq and is a predicted model, not a curated record. Bases 76 to 996 code for a protein of 306 amino acids. Gene Ontology annotation, cellular component: plasma membrane.